AACGCCUUUGAGAUCAAUUUUUAAUGCAAAAGAGAGCAACCAAAAUUGUAUUGUUUACGAUGUGCAACGAAGACUCUACAUUACUUGUUUCCGGUGAGUAUGUAGUCUCAUCAUACCUGAGGAAUCAACUCGAACCCCGCUACCCCGCGGCAUGAUUUUAUAUCCAGGCAUCCUUACCAAAAGCAAAACACAACUGCCCCUGCUCGUGCGCUUUCAAGACAAGAUGACUGGUGUGUUUGAACACGCCUAUCUACAAUGAAUAGCUAAUAAGUCGUUCUAGAAUCCGUCUCCAGUCCCUUGCGAAAGCUUCGACCGACAGCGCACGGCUUGGUCGAUCUCCACGCCUCUCGCGCCUCUCGUGGCAAGUCUUCCAAGCGUAUACAUUCAACUUUGGCAACCGACGGUGCUGAUGAUGACGAAGAUAACGAAGAUCUCCCACUUGCAUCCACUCGUCGUCGUCGUCCCGCUCAAAUCGACCUCGAAUCAGACGAAGAUGAAGCCCAACCACUGAGCAAUCGAGCCCGGGUCGACAGGCGGGUUUCUGGACACAAUACGCCUGGUGCCACUCCAAGCUCAGCAACAUCUCCCCCCCUUCUAUCCUACGGCAUUGCACACAAAUGGGAGAACGGUGGACAUGAGGCCACAAUAACUACCGACGGUGGUGACCCUCCAAAAGCAAGCCCUAACAAUCGAUUGACCAAGGCCCCAACUCCUACACAAAGUGCGGCCGCUCUUCAGACCAAAAUCUACUCCAUCUGCUCCUCGCACAUCCAACAGCAAGGCAGCCGCUCAAACUCGAGCCCCAUCAAAUCCGAUAAAACCUCCCCUUCGAACACCGAGCACCGGCCACGCCGCCAAAGCCCACCCAUCUCCAGUUGUCGAUAACCUGAUUUCGCGAUCGCCAACACCCUAUUGGAUGAUUCUAACCGCCCGCCUAGAGAACGAUUGGGUCGUCAGUUCCCAGCUUCGCAUAGCCUGGCGUAUGGUUCACAUAGGUCCCGACCAGCCUCAGCCUUCGCCGCCGGUAAUCCCUUUCCCUCCGAUUUCGACCCGUCCGCCUUUCCUCGUCGACCCUCUUCACAUGACGUUGCUGACUCUGCAAUUAAUUAUGCAGAGUCACGUUAUCACGUCUCCGCGUCCGAUCGCCCAAAGACUCCUCAAGACGAUAUACGUGCUAUCAUACGAACACAGGCUCAGGAGAUUACACAAUUGAAGGAACAAGUAGAGUUACAGUUUGAGAUGGGCGUGCAAAAGAAGUAUACCCAACGCUAUGUUGAACGGCUUAUUCGUCUUAGCUAAGGUGCUUAUCUAUGAGUUGGGGGAUUUCUAUUCACUUUGUACCAUGCUUAUGCACUCGGUCUUCUGUCGUUUGCACUUCCUGUUCUUUGCCAAUUUACUCCGGCGUUCGAGAGGGUUUCAAUUUGGCGUCUGAGUUAGCAGUAGCCCUUCUCUCUGAUACCCAUGGGGCUACAAAUUUCAAUUGAACUAAUUAUCAUCUUCC
This is a messenger RNA of Hymenoscyphus albidus, 1501 nucleotides long. Lineage: Eukaryota; Fungi; Ascomycota; Leotiomycetes; Helotiales; Helotiaceae. The record is from the annotation of a GenBank genome assembly.